AUGGCUGCCGAUCUCAGGCUCGUCGCUCUGUGCCUCCUCUUCUUCUCAUCCCUCCCUCUGUUCGCCGUUGCUGACUGCGACUGCGAGGCCGCAGAGGAAGAGCAAGACAAGGCGGGGGCGCUAAAGCUCAAGAUCAUCGCCGUCUUCUGCAUCCUGGUGGCCAGCGCGGCGGGCAGCGCCAUCCCGUCGCUUGGCCGGAAGUUCCCGGCGCUCAGCCCGGACACGGACCUCUUCUUCGCCGUCAAGGCCUUCGCCGCGGGGGUCAUCCUCGCCACCUCAUUCGUGCACAUCCUCCCGGAGGCCUUCGACAGGCUCGGCUCACCGUGCCUCGUGGACGGGCCGUGGAAGAAGUUCCCGUUCGCCGGCUUCGUCGCCAUGCUCGCGGCCAUCGCCACCCUCGUCGUCGACACCAUUGCCACGGGGUACUUCCAGCGCGCCGCGAACGCCAAGAAGGCCUCGGCGGCCGUUGGAGUCGGCGACGACUUAGAGGCCACCACGCCGGAUGAUCAUCACGCGCACGGGAACGGCGGUCACUCCCACGGCCACGGCGUAUCGGCCAUCAUCGCGUCGUCCGCCGCAGGAUCAUCCGAUGACGGGAGUGCGCAGCUCAUCCGCCACCGCGUCAUCUCGCAGGUGCUGGAGCUGGGGAUCAUCGUGCACUCGGUGAUCAUCGGCAUGUCUCUGGGCGCAUCCGAGAGCGCCAGCACGAUCAGACCGCUCGUGAUCGCGCUAACCUUCCAUCAGUUCUUCGAGGGGAUAGGGCUUGGAGGAUGCAUUGUUCAGGCGAAGCUCCGCCUCAGGUCUGUCUUGAUGAUGUCGCUCUUCUUCUCGCUCACCACGCCGGUUGGCGUGGUGAUCGGCAUCGGGAUAUCGUCUGGUUACAACGAAAAUAGCCCCAGGGCCUUGGUCGUCGAAGGGCUCCUCAGUGCGGCGGCCGCGGGAAUCCUGAACUACAUGGCCCUCGUUGACCUUCUAGCCGAAGAUUUCAUGAACCCUAGGGUGCAGAACAACGGGAGGUUGCAGGUCAUGGUGAACAUCUCAUUGCUGGCUGGGAUCGCUCUCAUGUCCAUGCUUGCUAUAUGGGCAUGA
Molecule: messenger RNA, 1089 nt
Organism: Lolium rigidum
Lineage: Eukaryota; Viridiplantae; Streptophyta; Magnoliopsida; Poales; Poaceae
Product: zinc transporter 9-like
Exons: 2
Coding region: 1-1089 (362 amino acids)
Biological process (GO): zinc ion transmembrane transport
Cellular component (GO): plasma membrane
Molecular function (GO): zinc ion transmembrane transporter activity
Source: RefSeq, a predicted model, not a curated record